Messenger RNA from Necator americanus (New World hookworm), 228 nucleotides. RefSeq lists its product as uncharacterized. The record is from RefSeq and is a predicted model, not a curated record. Bases 1 to 228 code for a protein of 75 amino acids. Lineage: Eukaryota; Metazoa; Nematoda; Chromadorea; Rhabditida; Ancylostomatidae. The transcript has a single exon.
AUGCUCCCGGUUUCGUUGCCGAACAUGAAUUUCGCCUUUGCAUCUGCAAAGACUAGAUCCACAUGCAAUUCUGUAUCUAUCAACCGCACUACUGGCUAUCUUUGCCAGGAAAAGCGUCUGAAGGGAAAGCGGCGUUGUCAGUUGAAACGUGAUCGCAAGAACGAAUGGACGUCAAGAGCGAAGGAGUUUGAAAGUGAAACAAGAACUCGAAGAAAGCUUGCGCUCUAA